GGGCUGGAUGUGACCGAGCUCACCCGGCUGCUCCGUGUCCACAGCCUGGAGCUGGUGAUGGAGUUCACCAGCGAGACCUCCGACCAGAUCUUUGGUGCCAAGAUCCCCCACCACAUGCUGCUAUUCCUCAACAAGUCGUCAUCGGCACAGCUGACGCUGCGGGACGGCUUUCGGGCAGCUGCUCGUGCCUUCCGGGGCAAGGUGCUCUUCGUGGUGGUGGACGUGACCGGGCACGGCGCCAACGUCCUGUCCUUCUUCGGCCUGACGCCUGCUGACGCCCCCACCCUGCGCCUCAUCAAGAUGGAGAACAACCGCAAGUACCGGAUGGACCAGGACACCUUCUCGGAUGCUGCCAUACACACCUUCAUCCAGAAAGUGCUGGAUGGCAAGGUGAAGCCCCACCUGCUGAGCGCGGAGCCCCCUGAGGACUGGGACAUGCGGCCUGUUAAAGUCCUGGUGGGGCAGACCCUCGAGCAGGUGGCGUUCGACGAGACCAAGAACGUCUUUGUCAAAUUCUACGCGCCGUGGUGCUCCCACUGCCAGGCCAUGGCGGCCGCCUGGGAGGAGCUGGGGGAGCGCUACAAGGACCACGAGGACAUUGUCAUCGCCGAGAUGGAUGCCACGGCCAACGAGCUGGAGAAUGUCACCAUCAACGGCUUCCCCACCCUGCACUACUUCCCCGCGGGGCCAGGCAGGAAGAUGGUUGAGUACAAGAGCGCCCGAGAUGUGGAGACCUUCUCUAAGUUCCUGGAAAACGGAGGGACGCUGCCCGAGGAGCCACCUGCGUGCUCCUAA
This is a messenger RNA of Tauraco erythrolophus (red-crested turaco), 795 nucleotides long. Lineage: Eukaryota; Metazoa; Chordata; Aves; Musophagiformes; Musophagidae. The record is from RefSeq and is a predicted model, not a curated record.